Messenger RNA from Rhinichthys klamathensis goyatoka, 1555 nucleotides. RefSeq names its product trans-golgi network protein 2 (gene tgoln2). The transcript has 4 exons. Lineage: Eukaryota; Metazoa; Chordata; Actinopteri; Cypriniformes; Leuciscidae. The record is from RefSeq and is a predicted model, not a curated record. Bases 1 to 882 code for a protein of 293 amino acids.
AUGGGUAAAGAUCCAGCACCUAAAACAGCUUCAGAUGCUCAACCGGACAAACUUGAUCCAGAUAAUGCAGAGACCUCUCCUGACAACAAUGAACCGGUUAAAAAUGAGGUAACAGCCCCUAUAACGCCUGAAGAGGGUUCAGAAGUUAAAGAGGUGGAGAAAAACACACCUGAACCUGUUGGCAAACCUGCGGAAGCGGCUGAAGGAAAAGCCACAAAUGAAGUCGGAAGUGAAGGAGAGAUGCACACCACAGCUGAGCAGAAUAAAGCAACUGGUGAACAAAACAACCCUGAUCCUGGUGAAGAUGAAUCAGAGAAAGACAUAAAAGAGAAGACUCCUGGAGAGGGAGAACCAACAGCCUCUAAACCUGCUGAAGAUGAACCACACGAUGCUAAAACAGACGAGAAGCCCAACACACCUGAUAAAGCAGGGGGAAAAGAAACUGUUGAUGAAGAGCAGAACACAGAUGAUGAUGAUGAUGAUGAUUUUAAAACCAACUCUGUUGAAGAGGAUGACGACAACAAGACCGAAUCUGAGGCUCCUACGGGCAGCCAAGAGGGACAAACUGAAGAUGACGCUGAGCCAGAUGUGGGUGACGGUGGCAAUCCUGAUACUGGUGAUGUUCUUUCAGAUGAACUGGAUAAAUCUGACCACAAGAACCUGGAAAAGAACCGAAAAGCAAAGGAUGAUAUCGAGUUCGAGGAGAGCGCAGAGAGCAGCCACUUCUUCGCCUAUCUGGUGGCGGCCAUCAUUCUGGUGGCGGUGCUUUAUAUCGCCAGUCACAACAAGCGCAAGAUCAUUGCUUUUGUCGUUGAGGGUCGGAGGUCAAGAGGCUCACGGAGACCCAAAACAUCGGAUUACCAAAAACUCGACCAGCAUUGAGAAAGUCCAGUCAGACGAGUCAGCAGGGGAUGAAUCGAAAUAUUUGAACUGUGAUCUUGAAACUUGAAUUAUUAAUAAUGCGGCGUAUAUUAACGCUCAUGAACGCUGUACAGCAGAUCCUCACUGACUCAUCUAGACGUGACUCGUCUUCAUCCGCUCAUAGCAUGUCAGGUAUGUUGGAAACACAGAGCUAUGAUAACUGAUCUUCAUUCAUUUACUGUUACAAAUACAUAAAUCAAAUCCAUUAUACCGGUACAUACUGUAGAUGUUGGUUCAAUCUGUGACCUCUCUUUCUAUUUAAUUCCCGAGCCUUUUUGGUUGAGUUUCCUUGUUUGUUUUUUCUUUUCUCGAUUUAUUGCUGGGCGAGUUGUGUAAUACAGAAGGAAACUGUAUGUAUAUUUUUGAGAGUGUGUUGGUUGUUGAUGUUUUAUGGGUAACUGGGAAUGAUUGAUUUUUUUAAUCAGAAUUGUGCUGUACGAGUUCUUGAAGCUGAUCACACAUUUCUAGGGCGUGUGAAUUGCACUUUCUGUCGGUGUACAUUAGUAAAGGAGUUAUUAAUAUGCGUUACAGAUAUUCUGCACACUAAGAAUGAUGAAUCAUCUUCGCACGGCUCAACAAUAAGGAUAUUUUCAGUUCAGAUUCACACUUGCUCUUUUCACUGGUCCCACAACAA